This is a messenger RNA of Coprinopsis cinerea okayama7#130, 2637 nucleotides long. Its product is annotated as NCP1. The transcript is spliced from 15 exons. The record is from RefSeq and is a predicted model, not a curated record. Lineage: Eukaryota; Fungi; Basidiomycota; Agaricomycetes; Agaricales; Psathyrellaceae. Bases 1 to 2637 code for a protein of 878 amino acids.
AUGGAGUACGAUUCCUUCGAUGCCAUUCUACAUUAUAUCUUUCGCAGCACACAAGGAGAUGCCUGGUUCAAACCGUCGGAGGAGAACGUUUCCGCGGGUGUUUGUAUCCGAGUAGAGCCAGGCCAUUAUCGCGUCUUUCCCUACGAGAACCCGUUCUUGACACCCUUCGAAGCCGCCGUGCGAGAGCUCAACCCACUCAUCGCAACCAAAGUCCGGAGUGCAGCUGUCCAUUCAGCACUGGCAACUGUGUCUGAAGAUUCCACGGCGAUCUAUAUCGACGCCAACACCCGAAUCCAAAUUCUCGAUACCGUAAGCCAUUUAGCAAGAGCCGAUAAGGAGCAGUGUGGAGCCUUCCUACGCGACGAACGAGUUCUUGUGGUAUGGUGCGACGACCUUGACCAGAUAAUCCCAUUAUGCACGGAAUUCAACGAGAAGAUCAUGAAACUCGUCUGGCGGACGCGGAUGAUGCACACAAGCUCGAUCUUCACCUCCCGGUCGUCCCUUCCCGUCCCCUCAAUAGGCUCAAGCGCGCACAUUAACGAGAAAGCACCCGACAUUAUCCCCACUGUUGGCACCACGAAACCUGUCGAGCCCGAGCAGCCACCGCCGCCCCCACGUAAAUGGUACAGUUGGAAGCUCUCUCGGAGUAAACCGACUUCGGCGACCCAGUCAUCCGACCCAGAGAAAGGUGACGACCGACAAGAACGGCCUGUUCGCCUAUUUGCACCCUUCUAUGCCGGACUAGGUUUUGGACUUUCAGUCUUCUUCGUGGCCAGCGGCUUAGCCAUCGUACUACAAGAGUUCCGACUGGAUGGCGACUUCACUCGUUUUGCUCUUCUCGUCACCUUCCCUUUCCUUGUCUGUGUUGCUUUGUUCUUCGCCCUCCAAAUCAUUGCCAACGUCUCUUUCUGCAUCGGUCCCGUGGCGCAGUAUCAUGAAAACUCCAAGUACUACUCUGCUAUCAAGCCCGCACCGAACGAUGAGGUCGACUCCAAACUGCCUCAUAUUACAGUGGAGCUUCCGGUUUACAAAGAGAGCUUAGAGGACACAAUAGCACCCUCGGUCUAUUCUUUGAAGAAGGCUAUGCAGACGUAUGCUCGCCAAGGCGGUACUUCGGCAAUUUUUGUGCACGACGACGGUCUUCAACUCCUCGACGAAGCAGAACGCGAGAAGCGUAUCGCCUUCUACGCCGACCACAACAUCGGAUGGGUCGCCCGGCCUCCCCACUCGAACGACCCCGAUGGCUUCCAGCGUGCCGGUCGCUUCAAGAAAGCUUCCAAUAUGAACUACGGCCUCCAGCUUUCAUUAUGCAUGGAGAAGCACAUCAUGGCUCUCGAAGCAUCGGGAGAAAAGUUUGACGACCCCUUCCAGCCUUUGGAAGAGCGUGCUCUGGAACUAGCAGUCGAGGAGAUUUACGAGCAGAGUGGGAAGAGGUGGAAACCCUGGGCCUGCAAUGCGCGUUCACUUCGCAUCGGAGACAUCAUCCUACUCGUCGACUCCGAUACUAUCGUACCAGAGGACUGCUUCAGGGAUGCGGCGCGCGAGCUUCACGAGUGCCCUGAGGUCGCGAUCAUUCAACACGAAUCCGACGUCAUGCAGGUGGCCCAUCACUACUUUGAGAACGGUAUCGCAUACUUCACUCGACGUAUCAACAAGUGUAUCUCGAUGGGUUGUGCCAAUGGCGAAGUGGCACCUUUCGUCGGCCACAACGCCUUCCUUCGAUGGUCAGCCCUCCAAGAGGCUUCUUUCGUCGACCCAGAUGAUGGUGUCACGAAAGUCUGGUCCGAGUCCAACGUGUCCGAAGACUUUGACAUGGCGUUGCGGUUACAGCUCAAGAACUACAUCAUUCGAUGGGCGACGUAUUCUGAAGGUGGCUUCAAGGAGGGUGUAUCGUUAACGUGCGACGAUGAGCUGAACAGGUGGCAGAAGUACUCUUACGGUUGCAGCGAGCUGAUCUUCAAUCCCAUCAUCCGCUGGUGGCGACUCGGCCCAAUCACGAAGCAACUUCGCGUCUUCCUCUGGUCCAGCGCGCCUGUGCACUACAAGAUCACAAUGAUGUCCUACAUGUUCUCUUACUACGGUCUCGCUGGAUCAUUCCUCCUCUCCGUCAUCAACUACCUCAUGCUCGGUCUCGCUCUGGAGGUGGAUGGAUUCUACAUGCACAGUUUCGAGAUCUUCCUCGCUUGCACUGUCGUUUUCCCUGGUCUGGGUAACGUUGGAUAUACCCUACUGGAGUACCGGUUAGGACACAAGGAUCUUUUGAGGGGAUUGUUCGAGAACUUGAUCUGGGUUCCGUUCUUCUUCUUCUUCUUCGGUGGACUCAGCAUCCACAUCUCAGUCGCCAUCCUCGCCCAUCUCUUCUCCUACAACAUCACCUGGGGCGCCACCAAAAAGGAAGUCGAACGGUCCAACUUCUGGAAAGAAGUUCCCAAGAUCUUGAAGCGGUUCCGUGUCGCGCUCAUCAUUUGCGCCAUCGUCACCAUCGCUAUGAUCGUGCUGGCUACACCCCUUGUACCCUUGGCAUACCGUAUUCCGAUCUACUCGUGGGCUGUUGUCCUCCCCCUUGCAAUUGCGAUUGCAGGACAUGUGUUGUACCCAGUCGUGCUCAACCCCUGGUUGAUGAUCUUCUCGUACUAA